Messenger RNA from Suillus plorans, 3927 nucleotides. RefSeq lists its product as uncharacterized. Gene Ontology annotation, molecular function: protein binding. The transcript has 9 exons. Bases 1 to 3927 code for a protein of 1308 amino acids. Lineage: Eukaryota; Fungi; Basidiomycota; Agaricomycetes; Boletales; Suillaceae. The record is from RefSeq and is a predicted model, not a curated record.
AUGUCGGAGCCAAAUAUAACCACCACACCCCUGCAAGAGUUCAAAGGUCAUGAAGAAAGCGUAAGGGCAGUCGCAGUUUUCCCCGACAAACGGCGAAUGGUCACAGCUUCGUACGACCGCACGCUUCGUAUAUGGGACUUGAAGAAAGGUGUUAUGUUGAAGAAGAUAGAGUGGCAUAGCGCUUGGGUGUCGGCCUUGGCAGUGUCACGAGAUGGGCAAUUGAUAGCAAGCGGUGACCUGCACGGAGUGGUCACGGUCUGGCACGGAGAAACAGGUGAACGACUCACUGGAAACAUCGAAAACUACGUCAGGUACACCGACUACAAUCGGAUCUUAUCGCUGGACUUUUCUCCUGAUGGAAAAGUGCUGGCCACUGGUUCAACAGACAAAACAUUGAAGCUGUGGUGCACCGAAACUUGGAAGCUGCUACUGGGAAGUUCAAUCCACUUUAGUGGUCACGUUGGCGAUGUUCAGUAUUCGCCAUCUGGAGAACUACUUGCCAUCGCAGCAUCCAAGGUCGAAAUUUAUAAUUCAAGCACGAGGGAACGCGUCGCAGAGUUGGAGGUUUACGCAACAUCCAUCGUGUGGACGCCCGAUGGCACGCGCCUUCUUUCAGCACGCAUUAGUAAAACCAUACUAGAGUGGGAUACAUUGACCUGGCAGCAGGUCGGUGAUCCCUGGACGACAGGCCACACGAACUAUAUCAAUGCCCUUGCUGUUGAUCCUAAUGGCACACUCGUUGCGUCCGGCGCAUCUGAUGACAUCCGUCUCUGGCGGCUGUCCGAUCGACAAACUGUUGCCACCUUCCAGCAAUCAUCGCAAUCCCUAGCUUUCUCCGUGGACGGCAAAUACAUCUUCAGUGGAAGUUAUUACACUGACAAUAACACGCUCACAAAGUGGGCAGUGGACCCAAAAGAUGCUUUGCAGGAGGAAGGUGCUUCUUACAUAAAUGAAGCCAUUUUAUUAUUCUUGAUUUUUAUUCCUCUGUUUUUAUCUGGCUAUUCUCCGGUUCAUUUGCUGCGCAUUCGUCAUCUCAUCUCGCGCAAGGACACUUUACCAAAGGACCCUCUAGACAAUAAAGUCACAAACAACUUUUAUUCAAGUCUCAAGUCUCAGAUUCCAAGGCAUGUUUCGAUGUCUCUGAUUCCAAGGCACGUUUCCAUCCUUGACUCUGCUCAUGUAAUUCAGACAUUCUUCAUGCCCCAGAUUUUCCCUAUCAAUACGACUGCCUACAAUGCAUGUAUCGCGGGGGAUCUGUCUACCGUUGAACAACUGUUUACACGAGAGAUAAACACCGAUGCCAACAAUUACGCCUCAUAUGCUAACCGCUCAUUCGUUAUGGCACGAAAAUGCGACUGGGACUAUGCGCUUCAGGAUGCAAUUGAGUCCAUCAGCAUUCAGCCAUCAUUGACAGGCUAUAUCUCCAAGGGCAUCGCACUAUAUGGAAGAGGCCACAUCCAGGGCGCGAGAAUAGCAUUUGACCUCGCGUCAACGUACGCGAACGAAGAUUCAAAGAUUAUACUUCUCUUGGCCAUCGCUAUUUUCAAUGCGGACCAACACGAAGAAUCAAUCAUAUUUGUGCGAGAGCUUGCUGCAACGUAUCCGAAUCACGACUCUCUUGCGUGUCGCGUCGUGGAGGCAUAUAUGCGUGUCCAACUCGGUGUCAAUGCCAUGAAUGACGCCCUUCCUAACCACGCUGCCGAUCAUUUCACUGCUGCUGUCCAGUCCAGCGCUCUCUUAUCUACAUCGACGAUUUAUCCUGCAUGCGACGACUUUGUAGUGCUCUUCGGAUGGGACCUAAAGUCCUUGUGGAAAAAUGCACACCAGAAACGAUGCGUUGCGCUCCGUCAGGCAGGCAGGCUUGCCGAAGCCCUGAAUUCAUACCGAGACAUGAUGGAUAAGAUUGACAACAAUACGAAGGCCGGCUGCCUUGACUGGUCCAAUGGCAAGUCUGAAGAAGAAUGCAGCGCGCUCUGCCUUGACAACGGACAUGCUGCCCUCGCUGCAGGCAAUUAUGACAGUGCUAUUAACCUAUUUUCAGCAGUGAUCAGCGUAAAUUCUGCAUCUGAUGCCGUCUUCGCAAAUCGUAGUAAGGCAAAGUUAGGGAAAAGACUAUGGACCGAAGCACUUCUCGAUGCACAGAAGGUCAUCCAACUGAACCCUUCGUCUCAUGUUGGAUACAAGUUGAAGCUUGCGGCGCUUCAAGGCGCACAUCGCUAUGAUGAAGCUAUCGCGGCCUUCCGAAUGAUGUUCGCCAAAUUGGAAAGUGCUCACGACGUGGUCAUGCAAGAUCUUCGCAAGCAGUAUGCUAGUCCAUAUGAAUCAGACGGUGUUAUCCGAAGGACCAUUGACCAACAACUCGAGAACGCCCCGCUUCGUCUACUCAACACUGCCACCGGGCUCUCAUGUGACCGUGAAGCACAGAUAAGCGCCUUCAAAACGAGCGCAGAACACAAUGAGCUUUGGCUAUCAUGGUCUAUGAAGCGCGCAGACAUCCGAAUGGAACACAUCACAGAAGCGGUGGCGACUUACUUCCGUUAUGUCAUGUUAUCCCAUAGAUGGCAAAGGAAGGAGCCGCUGCUGCAAGACAUCCAGGGCAAGAGUGUAUACAAGCUGAAUUUGCCUGGUGGCAUCGCGAAGUUGCAGAACUUCUGUGAAAUUGCUCGUGAUUUCGGUUACCGCUGGGCAUGGAGCGAUACAUGCUGUAUUGACAAGAGCAGUAACGUCGAGUUGCAACAAUCGCUCAACUCCAUGUUCAUCUGGUACCAACAUUCAGCGCUUACAAUUGUCUACCUCUGGGAUGUUCUGCCUUCAUCCAAGUCUGGUGCUCUGGAGAUGAGUGAGUGGAACAGACGAGGAUGGACCUUUCAAGAAUUCCUUGCUUCCAGAGUCGUUAUCUUUUAUCAGAGGGAUUGGACCCCGUAUCUCAGUGAUCGCUCUCGCAACCACAAAAAGUCGACUGCAAUAAUGAAGGAGUUGGAAGCUGCGACUGGCGUUGAUCGACAGGCCCUCGUCAACUUCUCCCCAGGGAUGAACGGCGCACGAGAGAGACUUCGAUGGGCGUCAAAUCGUGUUACAACGAUUCAGGAAGACAUCGCAUACUCGUUGUUUGGCGUCUUUGAUGUCCGUCUACCUCUAGAUUAUGGCGAGAAGAAGGCAAAUGCGCUCGGGCGUCUCCUGCAGGAGAUUAUUGCUCGGUCGGGUGACAUCACAGCCCUCGGUUGGGUCGGGCAAUCAUCCGAGUUCAACAGUUGUCUUCCUGCCGACAUUACCUCAUAUGCUUCCCUACCAUACGCCCCACCAUCUUUGUCUGAAAAUGAGAUCCAGACAGAGGUCUCUUCGCUGCGAACAAAUAGCGUGGCUGUGGAUUUGGCCUCGAAACUCUAUGCCCUGUUGAAAGGCAUAAGCGUUCCUCGCUUCGCAAGCCGCAGACUGCAUUUGCCUUGCAUCUCAUUCCCUGUCACGGAAAUCAGGCGUGGUCCAGCCCAAGAGACGCAUUUUCUUUAUAGAGUCAAAGCAGACGGGCUUCAAAACCUGCUGAUCACCACGAGCGAGACAUUAAUUCAAUUUUCCCGAGCACGGUCCACUCGACAAACGUUCCUCCUUGUCCGUCCAUGGGAUCGUCGUCUCCUCGAGCAACUUGACUUUACAGACGAUGAAGGCAGCGUAGGGGAUUUGUCUGAGCCCGGGUCUCAGUCAGACGAGUCUGACGAGUUGUCCGGUCGUCCGCCUGUAGAAGAGGAGGAGCAUCGCUCGCGAGCGUUACGAAUGAUGUUUCACCUUGGUCGGCCUUUCGGAGCAUUUUUGUUAGCGCAGCAGCGUGACGGAGAGUACAAGAGGAUCGCGUCGGACCAUAACAUCAUUGCACAAGUCAAAGAGAUAGCUUCCGUUGACAAUAUGGAUAUCAGUUCCAUAGAAAUACUGUAG